Colletotrichum spaethianum is the source of this 2763-nucleotide messenger RNA. Its product is annotated as citrinin biosynthesis transcriptional activator ctnR. The record is from RefSeq and is a predicted model, not a curated record. Bases 1 to 2763 code for a protein of 920 amino acids. Gene Ontology annotation, cellular component: nucleus. The transcript has 6 exons. Gene Ontology annotation, biological process: regulation of DNA-templated transcription; DNA-templated transcription. Lineage: Eukaryota; Fungi; Ascomycota; Sordariomycetes; Glomerellales; Glomerellaceae. Gene Ontology annotation, molecular function: DNA-binding transcription factor activity, RNA polymerase II-specific; DNA binding; zinc ion binding.
AUGGAUACCGACGGCGGCGUGCAAGCCGAGCUUCCGGGCUCUGCCGGUAGUGGCUCCGAGCCCCUGGCGUGUGUUACCUGCCGGUUCCGAAAGCUAAAGUGUGACCGAGUGAGGCCGGCCUGCAGUCGCUGUUUGAAAGUCAAGGGCGAGUGUGUGUAUCCUGAAUCGAGAAGAAAACCCGCCUUCAAGCGGAAGAAUGUAAAGGAACUCGAGGAGAGGCUAGCUCAGGUGGAAGAUCUUCUCAAGGAAGCCGGCAAGGCCAAGGGAGAAGCGCCAACCGAAGGAGACUUGGAUAGCCGAGUCAACGUUGGCAUGGAUGACUUCCAUGUUGAUCUCGAGACGCUCAUGGCAAUGCAGAACGGGACGUUUGGUGACAAGACGGACUUUUUCACUGGACCCCCGGGGGAUGGACCCCAGGGACCUAGCUUCGCCGCAUCAUCAGGAGAGCUCAUGGGGCUUGGGCUUUCGGAGGCUCUGCCCCCUUUCGAGAUGAUGGAAGAGCUCAACAAGUGCUUUUUCGAACGCCAACAGCAUUUCAUCCCCAUCAUCCACCCUGGUCGAUACCUGCAGUCCUUCUACUCCGCGCCUCACAAGCGCCCGCCUAUGUGUCUGCAAUAUGCAGUCUGGUCGAUGGCCUCCAAUGGGCAUGAGAAGUAUUCGCAGUACCACGAAAUCUUCUACAAGCGAGCUCGCCAGUACGCCGAUGCUGAUGAGAUGAGGGGAUUCGGAGAGCACUUCCUGACGGUGCAACACGCUCAAGCAUGGGCACUCAUCGCGACAGAUGAAGCAAGGUCCUUGUUCUUCACGAGGGCAGCCAUGAGCUCGGCCAAGUGCGUUCGUCUGGUGGAAAUGAUGGGCCUGCACCGCGUGGAUGGGGAUGGUCAGGAGAUGGCACCUACACUCGCACCGCCCACCUCGUGGGUUGACCUGGAGGAGCGAAGACGAGCCUUUUGGGGCGCCUACUGCAUCGACUGCCACGCAAGUAUCGCUACCGGGUGGCCAACGCUGAUUGACCCCAACGAGAUCUCGACGCAUCUCCCCUCCUCCGAGGAGGCCUUCAACUCAGCCCGCGAAGAGACCACGUCCACCCUAUCAGAGGCAUUCAAAGGUGCCUCGUACUCGACAUUUGCGGGCGCUGUCGUGACCUGCCACAUAUUCAACAAGCUCCUGAAACACGUUCACUGGGAGAGGCCAAACGAUCGGCCCAUGGACGUCGAGUACGGCGAGUUCUGGAACCGACAUAGGGACAUUGACAACAUGCUCUCGAGUGCCUUCAUGUUCCUCCCGGAACGGUUCCGCCUGCCCCAGAGCAUGCGUGAUCCCACGGCCGUCCACAUGAACCUCAACCUUCACGCUUCUGUCAUCUGUCUACACCACGCGGCGAUUGACAGGAUCGAGAAGCACAAGCUCCCGGACAACCUGAAGGCGGCGUCGCAACUGAGACUGCGGACAGCAGCGGAAGAGGUGGUGAGCAUUGUCAAGUUGACGAGUCACAUGAACUCGGGCUACAAAAGUCCCAUGGUCGCCUUAUCGCUGUAUUCGGCUGCGUCGGUGUAUGUCUACUCAGCCAAGUGCGACCCAGAGGCCGGAAUAUCACCAGUAGACCUGCAGAACCUCAACUUCAUCAUCACUGCAAUGGAGGCGAUCGGACGGAAGCACGUCAUUACGCAGGCCUUCCUACAGCAAAUCUUUAUGGAUGUUGAGCGGAACGGCCUCUCGGGCGUCAUUGACCUGCCCAACCUGACCAACUACAAAAACCUGUUUGGCUGGACGUACUCAAACAUCCCCCUCCUUGCCAGAAGCUCCAUAUCAAAACACACUGAAAUCCAGCCUCCUCUUCCCGGCCGGCUGCCACUCGGCAACCCCAAGGGCACAGCCUACGACAACAGCCUUACGGCAGAGAGCUACGAACACAACAUCACGAUGGAGGGCGGGUGCAACCCCCUGGGACCAAAUCCAGCCAACACGUACCGCGGACUCAAGAGCGCUGACGCCGCCGGUGCACCACUCGGAAGGUUUGACAGAUAUAUGGGCCCGAUCCCCACAGCGAAUAAACCCAGCGACAACGGCUCCAACAAGCGAAGGCGGACGUCACCGACAAUCAGCCCGGAAGAAGCCACUCACGUCAAGAACGGGGUGUUCAGCGGCACCUUUACGUCCAACACGAAUGGGCGAGCCGCGGCGCCCGCCUCGAGCAACGGAAUCGACGGCGUGGGCGGGUUCGGGAUGGGCCUCCUGCGCGGGACGGGCAUGAUGAAGUCGGCGCCCAGCGCGCAGAUGAACCUGCCGCACCGGACUCCGCCAGCAUCGGCGCCGUCGCCUUCGCCGGGGUUCAACAAGAACACGCCUUCGCAGUCCACGGGCAGCAGUACCGACAACACGCCACCGGGCUUCGGGCGCGACAGCACGUCGCCCGAUGACGGGAGCACGCAGAGCAGUUACAACGGCGGUGGCAACGCCAACGAGAUCAUUGACAUUACGAGCAUCCAGAACGCCAUGAUGGGCGGUGCAGGGGUGGGGGCGCCCACGUCGUCCUCGUCGACGUGGGAUUCGAGGGGGCUGCAGUACGCGCCGAGCACGGAUCCGGGCUCGUUCAUGAACAUGAAUUUUGACUCGAUGCCCCCGGGGUUGGGGAUCGACCCGUGGACAAUGCUGGCGAACAUGGAGGAGCUGACGUGGAUCGAGUCCGGGGAAGUGACGACAACGGCGGCGGCGACGGCGGCUGCUGCGGCAGGGGACUUGAACGGCACUGGAGGUGUGUGA